Messenger RNA from Eriocheir sinensis (Chinese mitten crab), 2034 nucleotides. RefSeq names its product T-complex protein 1 subunit alpha-like (gene CCT1). Lineage: Eukaryota; Metazoa; Arthropoda; Malacostraca; Decapoda; Varunidae. Gene Ontology annotation, biological process: protein folding. Bases 112 to 1779 code for a protein of 555 amino acids. Gene Ontology annotation, cellular component: chaperonin-containing T-complex. The transcript has 12 exons. Gene Ontology annotation, molecular function: ATP binding; ATP-dependent protein folding chaperone; ATP hydrolysis activity. The record is from RefSeq and is a predicted model, not a curated record.
UCGUGGCCGCUGUUUACAUGAGUCAGGCCGCGGCGGGGAGCAGCACGGCAGCCACUGAGCCUCACACGCGGGACGCACCACACCACCACCGCCACACGCCACCACACCACCAUGACGGCCGAAUCAGUGCUCAGCAUCCAGGGCAAGCGCUCCUCGGGGACGUCGGUGCGCACAGAGAAUGUUAUUGCUGCCAGUUCAGUUGCAAACAUUGUCAAGAGCUCUCUUGGCCCCGUUGGACUUGACAAGAUGAUAGUUGAUGAUGUUGGUGAUGUGACAGUGACCAACGAUGGAGCGACCAUCCUGAAACUCCUGGAAGUAGAGCACCCUGCUGCCCGUGUGCUAGUGGAGCUGGCACAGCUGCAGGAUGAGGAGGUUGGUGAUGGCACAACCAGUGUUGUGAUCAUUGCUGCUGAGCUUCUCAAAGUGGCUGAUGUGCUUGUGAAGCAGAGGAUUCAUCCUACCUCUAUCAUUGCUGGCUACAAGUUGGCCUGCAAAGAGGCUUGUCGGUACAUCCAGAAUAACCUGACCAUGAACACAGAUGACCUGGGCAGGGAUUGUAUCGUUGCUGCUGCCAAGACCUCCAUGUCAUCCAAGGUGAUCUCCAUCGACAGUGACUUCUUUGCUAACAUGGUGGUUGACGCUGCCAUGGCAGUGCGCACCUCUGAUGGCAAGGGAGGCUUCAAGUACCCCAUCAAGGCCGUAAACAUUCUCAAGGCUCAUGGCCGCUCUGCUACAGAAUCCACCAUGGUUAAUGGUUAUGCCCUCAACUGUACUGUUGCGUCACACGCCAUGGCAAAGAAAGUCACUAAUGCCAAGAUUGCCUGCCUUGAUUUCUCUCUGAACAAGGAGAAGAUGAAGUUGGGGAUCCAGGUCUUGGUGAAUGAUCCCAGUAAAUUGGAGGCCAUCCGACAGCGUGAGGCAGACAUAACCAAGGAACGUGUUGAGAAAAUCCUCAAGGCUGGUGCAAAUGUAGUCCUUACAACUGGCGGCAUUGAUGACCUGUGUCUGAAGUACUUUGUGGAGGCUGGAGCAGUGGCUGUCCGUCGCUGCAAAAAGUCUGACCUAAAGAGAAUAGCCAAGGCAACAGGUGCUACAUUCUUGACCACACUGUGCAACCUGGAGGGUGAGGAAUCCUUUGAACCCACCUAUCUGGGUGAGGCAGCCGAGGUGUGUCAAGAGCGGGUGUGUGAUGACGAGCUCAUCCUCAUCAAGGGGCCUGUUGCACGAUCAGCCAGCUCCCUCAUUCUGCGUGGUCCAAAUGACUUCUACUGUGAUGAGAUGGAGCGCUCCUUACACGAUGCCUUGUGUGUGGUGAAGCGGGUCCUGGAGAGCAGCUCCAUCGUGUGUGGUGGUGGUGCAGUAGAGGCAGCCUUGUCUGUCUACCUGGAGAGCUUUGCUACGAGUCUUAGUUCUCGGGAGCAACUGGCCAUUGGAGCAUUUGCCGAGUCUUUAUUGGUCAUUCCCAACACCCUCUCUGUCAAUGCUGCCAAAGAUGCCACUGACCUCGUCCCCAAGCUGCGGGCAUACCAUCAUUCAUCCCAAAUAAAAACUGAACACUCCCAGUUAAAGUAUUACGGCUUGGAUCUCAUAGAAGGUCUGGUUCGUGACAACAAGAAGGCAGGUGUCUUUGAACCAGCAAUGAGCAAAGUUAAGCAACUCAAAUUUGCCACGGAAGCUGCUAUCACCAUUCUGCGUAUUGACGACAUGAUCAAACUGGAGCAGGAGCCCAGUAAGGAGAGUGGCUAUCAGCAAGCUCUGCAGUCGGGCCAGCUGGGCUGAAAUCAUUUCAUCACAUGAGCCUAAAGAUCUCAAUUCAUGGAAAACAAAAAAAAUAAAAGCACUUAGUAUCUAAAGUUUACCUUUGCAGUUGUCUUUGGAUCUACCUACAUGAUAGUAUCCUAAUUAAUAUAGGCAUAUGACACUAAUUCCUUACACGAGUGAAAACUUUGUAACAUCAGCUUUGGCCUACUGUUUGUAACAUCAGCUUUGGCCUGCCGUUUUUUUUCUACUACUAAAAUAAAUGCACGAUGAACA